Molecule: messenger RNA, 2555 nt
Organism: Chlamydomonas reinhardtii
Lineage: Eukaryota; Viridiplantae; Chlorophyta; Chlorophyceae; Chlamydomonadales; Chlamydomonadaceae
Exons: 6
Coding region: 80-1453 (457 amino acids)
Biological process (GO): microtubule anchoring
Cellular component (GO): cytoskeleton
Molecular function (GO): microtubule binding
Source: RefSeq, a predicted model, not a curated record
CCACACAACCUAUGCAACAGCUCUCGGAUUAGGAAGCGCACUCUCAUUACAAACCCUCUGUUCAUAGUAGCUUGCCAUAAUGGCUGACACACAGCCAGUCCUAGGAAUGAUGACUACGGGCAAGCCAAAGAAGAAGCCCUGCUGCAAGGGGAGGAAGAAGGAGCCAUGGACAGACGGAGCUCUCCUUACAGAGUACCAGAAGGAGUAUUGGGAGAAGCGCGCCCCCUACCAGCGUCAGGGCGCCACCUACCCGCGCGCAAACCUCGGAACCGGCGGCCCCUUUGAAGGCGUGAGUAGCUACACCGCCACCUACAAGGGGCCGCAGGGAGAGCGGGCGCUGCCGUUCAAACCAGCACCCACGGAAAAGGAGAACCAGCCGUUCAGCCCGUGGACCACCUACAAGGUGGACUUUCCCGCCAAGGAGGUGCCGUACUCGCGUGUGCGCCCCAACCACCAACUGGCGCCGGCGGAGGGCCCCUUCGUUGACGCCACCACCAUGCGUACGGACUACCCGGGGUGGAUGGGCGCGAAGCCCUCCACGCCAGCGCAUGGGCGCGCCGUGUCGGUUCCGCGUGGCGUGGGGCCGUUCGAGGGGCUCAGCUCCUACAAGGACGACUACCGCAAAUGGCCGGGUGCCCGCGCACCCCCCGCCGCGCCCCUGCUCGGCUCCAACGCCGCCCUCCCUCGCGGCGCCUUCGACGACACCACCACCCACCGCACCUACUACACGCCCAAAGCCGUGGGGCCGCCGGAGCGCUUCCACCCGCAGCAGCAGACGGAGAAGCCGGAGGGCUGGUUUGACGGCGUGCCCUCCACCGAGUACCGCCGCCACUACGUGGAGAAGGAAGGUGGGCCGCAGCCGCGCGCCGGCGCCACCACCGGCGCCUCCGGCACCGCCCUGCCAAAGGGCCCGUUCGCAGGCACCUCCACCUACGCCACGGAGUACCGGCCGCGCACGGCACCCGCGUACGAGCGUGCCGGCAAACCCGCCGACGACCCCAAGGAGAGCGGCCCCUUCAUGGGCGCAACCACGUACGGCGACUCGUACGUCAAGAAGGAGGCGCCGUACGCGCGUGUCAAACCCACACACGCGCUGCAGGCCAGCGCCGGCCCCUUCCAAGACGCCACUGAGCACCGACAGUGCUUCCAGGACUGGGGCACUCAGCCGGUGGCGCGUGUGGGGCCGAACCGGGCAGGCAACUUGGCGACGGGCGGGCCGUUUGAUGGCGCCUCAACCUACAAGACGGACUUCCACAAGAUGGCGGGCGGGCUGCGCGCGCCCGUGGGGCGGCCGGUGUCCGGACACCGCGGGCUGCGGCAGCCGGGCCCCUUCCAGGGCAUCUCCACCUACACCACCGACUACAUCCCCAAGCCCUUUGACCCCUCGCGCUCCUACCGGCCCGGCACCUGCUCCUCUUGCGACCCCGCCUCCGACUGCGAGGAUGAGCCGUGAGCGGUGUAGCCCCCGUGGGGUCCGUAGCCGGCGGCAACGGCGGCGGCGGAGGCAGCGGCGGCGGCGAAGCGCAGGCGAUGGCAGCGGCGGCGGCGAAGCGCAGGCGAUGGCGGAGUGUGGAGCUGGUGUAGCUGAGUGGAGAGGCCUGGGGGUGCAGUGGAGAAGGCGAAGCGGUGUGGGCACAAGGGACGGGCCUCACAGACGCAAGUCAGCAGCACCUGACGAGCUAGCAUUGUGCGGCGGCCAGCUGCGGCGCGGGCUGUGGCGCCAGCCGCACACGUGCAGGCUUACCCCUGCACGAUAAGAGUGACACACCGGCAUAGCGCGAGGGGCGAGGCUUUCUCCGAGAAGCACUAUCGGUACACAAAGACGGGAAGGAGAGGCUUCUGCUGCUCGUAUGGCCUGAAGACCUGACCUAACGUUCACGUUUGAAGCAUGAUGGGUUGAUGACAGACCGGCCGGGCGGACUCCAGUCAUGGGGGGGGGGGCUGAGGCAUCCAUGGCGGACUGGGUUGCAUGAGACGUACCCAGUGGGGCGGUGGCUGGGGCGGUGGAACUUGCCACGUGUUGCUCCAUGCGUACAGUAUGCCGGUAUGCCUUAGAGGAGUGGGGCAAUUGGGCUAGCUAGUGGAAAGCGGACAUCUAUACAUAGUUGACACAACGAAUGCGGCAGCGACGCCUGGUCUAGGUAUACUGGUGGUGUUCAAUGUGGUGUUUGGUGGUGAAUCUGGUGAUGCGCAGGGUGGAAUUGAACUGGGCCCCAUGUCCUUUUCGAGGCCAGGCAGAAGCCAUGAUUAGCUGCUGUAUCGGAGUAUUAGGGGGCUGGUGCGAACCAUGUGCUAGCGAUCCCGACUUCCGGACUCAAUGUUGUUGGAGGCUCCAUACGCAGACAGAAUUUCGCCCGGUCUGCCGAGGCAUCCGGGCUGCAAGUACCUGCACCAUCGCAAGUGAGCGCAUGCUGGCCCCCACUGCCCAUUAGCGGUGUCGGGCCCCAAUCCUGUCUUGCCAUGGGGACGCCAUUGGGGGUGACCGGUUGCAUCAUGCAGCGACGGCGCCAAGCGUGGCUGCGCCUGGGCAAGCUCGCCACCCUGUUCUCAGCUAA